AUGGCGAGUGAACAACCACCUCCCCAAGGGCCUCCAGCCCAAGGGCAACCUCAAGGCGAACCACAGAUCACCUUUGGAGCGCCGCCGGGACAACCGCAGCCAACCCCGGAGCAAAUCGAGAUGAUGAGAAAGCAACUCUUCGCGGAGGCCGAAAAGAUGGGAAUGAGUGUUCCGGCAUAUAUUCAAAAGAUGAGAGAAGCGCAGAUGGCUCAACAACAAAUGGCUCAACAGCAACAGGCGCAGGCUCAAGCCCAGCAGCAGCAGCAACAGCAGCAACAGCAGCAUCAGCCUAUUCAACCCGGCCCUCCAAAGCCAGAGGCCCUAGCCGUCGCAAACUUCCUGAAAGGACAAGAUCUGAAGUUGCGGACAUGUAUCCUCAACGGCCAGCGCAAGGACAUGUUUAAAGUCAAACGUGCUCUUCGCGCUCUUGAAUCCCCAGCCUACGCCAAAGCCCGCUCCAAAAACCCCCUCCUCCCCGAAAUUACAGACCGCGCAUCCCUCGAGAACGCGUUUAAGCUCCUCCCCAUGUCUCUGCUCGCCCUCCGUGUCUCCAAGUCCGACCCUCAUGAAGGCCACAAUCACGCCCCAGGAGCCCACAAGACCAAGCGAGUCAAGGGUCUCUGGACCGUUAAGAUCGAGCAACAGCAAGAAUGCCGCGAGGACCUCCAUUUCGUCUGGCUCUAUGAUGGUGCGCAGGUUAAACAGAAACUGUACGCUGCCGGCGCGCUGGCUCUGGUGUUCACUAUUGUCAUGUUCCCGCUCUGGCCCAUGAAGCUCCGCCUUGGAGUCUGGUAUCUUAGUAUGGGCAUGCUGGGACUUAUAGGUCUGUUCUUCGUUAUGGCUAUCUUCCGGCUCAUUCUCUUCGCGAUCACUAUGUUUGCCGUUCCGCCUGGACUUUGGUUAUACCCGAACCUGUUUGAGGACGUGGGAUUCUUUGAUAGUUUCAGACCUCUUUGGGGCUGGCAAGAGGAGAAAAAGAAAGGCAAGAAGAAGACGAAGUCAACUGGCUCUGCAAAUGCAGGCGCAACCAUGGCUGCGUUUACAGGACAACCCGCUCCCGCUACAGCUACCACCUCCGGCGCAGCACCCCAAAUCCAGACUUCAAGCACUACCCAGCAAAGACAUAUGGCGCCCCGAGUUGAGGAGGUGUUCGAUGAGGAUUAG
Drepanopeziza brunnea f. sp. 'multigermtubi' MB_m1 is the source of this 1164-nucleotide messenger RNA. RefSeq lists its product as uncharacterized. The record is from RefSeq and is a predicted model, not a curated record. NCBI's taxonomy places the organism in Eukaryota, Fungi, Ascomycota, Leotiomycetes, Helotiales, Drepanopezizaceae. Gene Ontology annotation, biological process: post-translational protein targeting to membrane, translocation. Gene Ontology annotation, cellular component: endoplasmic reticulum; endoplasmic reticulum membrane.